CGUUGACUCAUCAUUUCUAACUUUUCCGUUAUAAAAGUUGUCACACCCUUGGGUCGUCAACGCUGACCUAUGCUACUGGUCGUUUCCCUUCCUUGGCCUUGCGACGGCAGCCUUGCGACAUCCCUGUCGAAGCCUUACUCAGGCCGAAAUGGAGCAAGAGCACGAUGGCCUAUUCCAGGACAGCGGUGGUCAAGGAAGUCGGUACUAUGAAGACUUAGAUCUUAAUGUGGGGGCGGAGGUCGACAUGGAGAUGAACUAUGAUAUUCCUACCGAUGCAGGAUUCCGGGACUGCCUCCUUCGACCCGUUUUGCCUCCUGGGGGUGGCAUUACGAACUUAGGUUGGACUUCUGGUACCUUCCUUGUCGCUUCUACGGAGCCAGAACCCAGCAUGAGGUGUUUCAAUUCGAUCUCAGGCUACCCGGAUGGUUUUGACACCAACUCGUACAGCUUCUCCAAUCCACAGAACUCGUCUGGAACCCUUUUCAAUGCCAACCCCAGUAAAUUGUUGCCAGAUACUGGCGGAUAUGGGUCUGAGAAUUACUCGUACUCGUUUGCAACCGGCUCGGGACAGAACGAACUUCUCGAGAAUGUGCCUGCACCUUUCGGAGAGGCCUCGGAUAGUCCAGACGCAACCUCUAGCUCGAGCUUUCCGCCAAUGAUACCUCCCUCUUCAUUGGGAGACCUUGUUUCUACUGCGGGCUCCAGCCAGAAACGAACAAAAGCGAAGUCCAAGGCUUCAUCAAGUGGCAAGUACAAAUUCAAGGACAUGGUCACAUGUUUUCCGACCAAUCAGCAGCCCAAAGCUAGGAGAACCAAGAAGCCAAUUCCUCCAAGCGAACGCGAAGCGUAUAAACUUGCCAGAAAUGUCAGGUCAUGUUCAAGAUGCAAGGCUAGAAAAAUAAAGUUCACUUAUCCUAGACCUUGUGAAGCGUGCGUGAAGGCAGCCGGGAAUCUCAAUCUUGCAAGUGCAAUAUGUAUCCAGAGUUCCUUUAUUGAACUUCGCUUCGGCGGCUUUGACCUGCUCUUAAUCUCCUUCACUCGCGGCUUUUUAUCUUCUGAGAUCAAAAGUUAUUAUGGGCCACCUAAGUCAAUUCGUGUGGGAAUGGUGUUUCACGAAGGUCAACAAUUUCCAACUGAACUCGUGGUGCCGAUCACGGUACGGGACUACUCAACGCCGGAUUCAGAAGACCCAAUUCUCUACCACAGCGUAGCACUCGACAGGAUCAAUUUCAAUGUUGUUAUCAGCAAACGCUAUGCCAUUGUACCAGAAAAUAUGCCGAAGUUGAAUCAUCUAUUGAAUUGGGGCGACGCAAAUAUGACCGAUGCUCGAGGGCAGUCUGUCCAGCAAUUGUUGAUUACGAAUCUCAAGGAAUUCAUGGAUCAAUACUGCAGGCAUGCACCUCGGCUGCCACUUCACGAUCUUUUGAGCAGCUCAAUUAGACUAUUGAAGUUAGUGAGGUGCUGGCGUUGCACGCAUUACGACCUCUCCAAUUCCGAUAACGAUAAUCCCGUUCUUGUUUCCAAAGCAGUAAAGAACCAAAUCGUCCUCGUUUUGAAAAAGGGCAUAGAAACUGAGGAGCGCCUCAUCUUGAAAGCUUUGCACAAGCUGCUAUAUGGAGCGAAAGGUCCUGGAGAGAACAACAUGAUUCCUUUGUGGGCGUGCAUGUGGUCUCUGAUCCUCACAUAUCGAGACUGCAUGGCCGUCUACAAGCAGUAUGCUAUAGCCCCGCGACCCAACAUAUUUCAGCCUGGUUGUUCCAACAGUGAAAUGGUAGUCGGAGCCUCGAAGCACAUAUACAAUAUUCUGACAACAAACUAUGCCGCACUCUUCCGUCAAUCUUCACCCCUCUAUAUCGACUGGCGAGAACAGGGGAAUUUCGAUUGGAUUGGAAGGAGCGAGGCACUGAGAAGGUCCUUCGAUGGCCUGCGUACGCAAAUCAUCAAUUUCUAUCAAUCGGCCAACGAUCUCGGCGAAGAUGAUGCGCUUCUGAAGGAGUGGAUCGUUGAUCAAGAGAGCAGAUUAAGACCCCACGAUCCCUACAGGAUCUAAGGUGCGCUGGUUGCACUUACAUUUUCCCUUCGUUUUGGUUUUAUGGAUACUGGAGGGGAAUACUAAGCCUACUUUACUCAUCAACUACAGACUCGCUGAACCAGACAGCCGGUUUUUCAUGCCCACAUUCAUUUCUGUAUUGACAUUUCAUUAUUGCUUAAGAUAUAAAUGGCGGCCUCGCAGCACCAGACAACCGACUUAAAUGAUUACAUUCCUUUGAUUUAUUAGCUAUGGGAAGAUAUGUUUCAUCACUCUUUGUAAUUUCAAUGACAGAAAUGCUAGAACAGAUAAUCAUUUAAGCGGCCGUUUUUAUAUACUUAUAACUUGAC
Messenger RNA from Hyaloscypha bicolor E, 2379 nucleotides. RefSeq lists its product as uncharacterized. The transcript has 6 exons. Gene Ontology annotation, biological process: regulation of DNA-templated transcription. Lineage: Eukaryota; Fungi; Ascomycota; Leotiomycetes; Helotiales; Hyaloscyphaceae. The record is from RefSeq and is a predicted model, not a curated record. Bases 149 to 2050 code for a protein of 633 amino acids. Gene Ontology annotation, molecular function: zinc ion binding; DNA-binding transcription factor activity, RNA polymerase II-specific.